Molecule: messenger RNA, 1320 nt
Organism: Hydra vulgaris (swiftwater hydra)
Lineage: Eukaryota; Metazoa; Cnidaria; Hydrozoa; Anthoathecata; Hydridae
Source: RefSeq, a predicted model, not a curated record
CCGAAUUCCCGAAGACCAUCCGGUGCGAAAUUAGUUAGCUUUUUUUUUUUUUUAAUUUAAAAACCUCACUGUGGAUCAUCUUGAAUCAAGUUUAGUUGAAUUAUGAAUGUUGUUUCCAAAUGAAUGUUCUUAACGUUUGCCUCUAAUAUUAGACAUUAAUAUUUUGCUAACUGUAUAUAAAUGUAUAAUUUAACUAUAUUCUGAUCAGAAUGAGAUUGCAAAACUCUCAUAUAUUUCUUUACAAGCCAUGCUUAACAUUAGGCAAAAGAUUUCACUAUAAUCCAAAUCUAUGCAACUCUUUAAAUGACAGCUCAAGGAUCUCUGUAUUGUGGAAAAAACCCGUUUUUAUAAAUUAUUUUAAACAAAAUGACCCGAAGGUUUCAAUAUUUUUCAGCUCAUUCUUUUUUUUACACUUUAAUGGUAUUCAUAGUUAUAAACUAUUUAACUUAAUAGUUUUUAAUGAAUUGAAAAAACUCCAUAGAGAAAUUCAUCGUAUAACAUGCUAUAGUAGCUUUAUUUGUAAUUAUGUUAAAAAGAAUCAAAGAAGUUCGAACUUUAUUGAUCCUGGUUUGCCAAGUGAAUCCCAACUUUAUGAGUUAAUGAAUUAUUUUGUUGAAAAAGCACCAAAACUAUUUUCUGAUCAGGGAUGGACCUAUGAUAAAUGCAGUGAAAAAAUUAUCUUCCAAAAUAUGAUGUUUUUUAUAGAAACUUCAACUAAAAGAAGUUAUAUUGCUCAAAUAAAUAUUCUUAAAAUGAUUAUGAAAUCUAUAUUUGAAAAACCUGAACUUAGUGUAGUGAGAAUAACCAAAAAUAGCCAAGAUGGUACAAUUCAUAUACGCUGGCAAAUUCAAGGAAUUCCAUGGUGGCUGAAGGUAUUGACAAUUCUAAAUGAUAAUCAUAGCCAAUACAUGAGAUAUAUCGAUGGAUUUUCGGUGUUUUAUAUAAAGAGUGAUGGCUUAUAUCACAAACAUAUCUUGAUGAAGAUGACACCAUUGCGUAAUGAAAAUAAAGAAAGUACAUUAUCAAGUUUUUUGACCAAAAUAGGUUAUUUUAGUCCUGACUUAGAACCUUUACCAAAAUCUGCAUCAUUACCUAUUGAAAAUAAAAUGUUAAAGUGAAAUUAAAAUAACAUGCCCAAGAGAAGAAAAAAUAGCUUAUCUGCUAAAGGACUAAAGAAGCAAAAAAAUAUUUCAUCGUCCUCAAAUGAACAAUUUUUAUUAUCUGAACAAUCGUCAUUAAUUGAUCAAUCCUUAUUAGUUGGACAAUCUUCUUCAACUAAUAUAUCAAGUUCAAUUCAUUUGCCAUCAGUUUCUUCUGAUA